Messenger RNA from Cottoperca gobio, 4239 nucleotides. It is a transcript of the gene coro1ca, whose product is annotated as coronin, actin binding protein, 1Ca. Gene Ontology annotation, molecular function: actin filament binding. The coding region runs from base 160 to 1593 and encodes 477 amino acids. NCBI's taxonomy places the organism in Eukaryota, Metazoa, Chordata, Actinopteri, Perciformes, Bovichtidae. Gene Ontology annotation, biological process: actin filament organization; neural crest cell migration. The transcript is spliced from 12 exons. The record is from RefSeq and is a predicted model, not a curated record.
GUCUAGCAUCAGAGUGGGGAAAGAGCAUACAGCGCGAGGAGCGGUGUCAGCAGCACAGCAGCGGCUCCGGCAGAGGGAGGAAUCAAGUGGUAUACGCGUUGGGCUGUAUUAUAUCAUUCGGCUUUCGGGAAUACUUUAAUUUUCUUCUCAGAAGUUGGAAUGGCUUCUAACAACGAUAUGAGUCGACGAGUUGUACGGCAGAGCAAAUUCCGUCAUGUGUUUGGCCUGCCGAUGAAAAAUGACCAAUGCUACGAUGACAUCCGGGUGUCAAGGGUCACAUGGGACAGCUCCUUCUGUGCAGUCAACCCCAAGUUUGUUGCCAUAAUUAUUGAGGCCAGUGGUGGAGGCGCUUUCCUCGUCCUCCCUCUUCACAAGACGGGACGUAUUGACAAAUCCUACCCCACAGUGUGUGGUCACACAGGCCCGGUGUUAGACAUUGACUGGUGCCCCCACAAUGAUCACGUCAUCGCCAGCGGUUCUGAGGACUGCACAGUGAUGGUGUGGCAGAUCCCUGAGAAUGGCCUCGUUACGUCCAUGUCUGAGCCUGUGGUGGUGCUGGAAGGCCACUCCAAGCGCGUUGGGAUCAUCACAUGGCACCCGACAGCGCGCAACGUCCUUCUUAGUGCAGGUUGUGACAACCAGAUCAUCAUCUGGAACGUGGGCACAGGAGAGGCUAUGAUCAACCUGGAUGACAUGCACCCGGAUGUUAUUUACAACGUGACCUGGAACCGCGACGGUAGCCUUAUCUGCUCCGCCUGCAAGGACAAGGGCAUCCGUGUCAUCGAUCCCCGCAAGGAGACUGUUAUUGCUGAGAAGGAGAAGGCACAUGAGGGCGCUCGACCCAUGAGGGCCAUUUUCCUGUCCGACGGCAACGUCCUCACCACAGGUUUCAGUCGCAUGAGUGAGAGGCAGCUCACCCUCUGGAACAUCAAUAACAUGGACGAGCCCAUGACUGUUACUGAGCUGGACACCAGCAACGGAGUGCUCAUGCCCUUCUAUGACCCAGACACCAGCGUUGUUUACCUCUGUGGGAAGGGUGACAGCAGCAUCCGUUACUUUGAAAUCACACAUGAGGCUCCGUACGUUCACUUCCUCAACACCUUUGGCAGCAAGGAGUCCCAGAGGGGCAUGGGCUACAUGCCCAAGAGGGGCCUUGAUGUCAAUAAGUGCGAAAUUGCGAGGUUUUAUAAACUGCAUGAAAGGAAGUGUGAGCCUAUCGUGAUGACCGUACCGAGAAAGUCGGACCUGUUCCAGGACGACUUGUACCCUGACACAAGUGGACCUAAUCCUGCCCUGGAGGCUGAGGAGUGGUUUGAUGGCAAGAAUGGAGACCCCAUCCUCAUCUCCCUCAAGAACGGCUACGUCCAGAGCAAGAACCGCGACUUCAAGGUGGUCAAAAAGAACAUUUUGGAUGGCAAGAACACAGAGAACUCGAGCCCUGCAAACAAGUCUGCCUCCCCAACUCCAUCGAUUAAAUCUGAAGCCAAGCUGGAGGAGAUCUUGAAAGAAGUCAAAUCUCUCAAGGACCUGGUCAGCAGUCAGGAGAAGCGAAUCAUCAAACUUGAAGAGCAAAUGUCCAAAAUUGCCAUUUAGGGACCCUUUACCCAACCCGCUACAAUUCAGGACGUUCCAUUGGCAGGGGAGGUGGGCGGGACCAGUCACUGCCUAGCUCAAUGACAGUGUUUCGUCGGAGGCCUGCCUAGCAACGAUCCCUACCAACAUUCCAGAUGAACUUUUUCUUAGCCAGCCCCCGACCCUCAGUUUAACACAGGUGGAAUAAGGACGUGUGGUAAAUUUAGCAGAAAAUACUCUUUGCUUUUUGGUGACAAAGGACUCUUUUCCUUUUAUUGUGUGGCAGUCAUUUUUUUUAUUUUGUCUAGUUGUGUAAAAAAAAAAAAAAGGUCUUACAUAUUCCUUUUGCAUUUUAGAAAUAUGAUCAAGAAAAUUCCAAUGUCAAUAGUCCCCAUUUGCCAUAAUGCAUACCCAAAUAUUUUUUUAAGUAGGUAUCAGUGUUUCCCAAAAUAUAAUGUUGCCAAAUUUGACGUUUUGUUUACAACUCCUUUACAGUAUUUAUUUCUCUCUUUGUGGAAAGAGUCUAAAUGCAAACCGUGCAGUAGACUGGUUAUGUAAGGAGGUCAUCAAUACUAUGAAAUUAAAAUAUUUUAAAUUAAUUGGAUGGAUAUGCUCGAAAGAUUGACAUAAUUAGUAAUUAGAACGGAAUAAAUUCAGUUUGAAGACCAAUUUAGCUGCCACAGUCUACACCAAGCAUCCAUUACAUACAUGGCAAUUCCUGCUGUCUGUGUUGCUGCACAAAUUAACUCCUGCUUUCUGCCAUUUCUUCUCAUUCCUGUCGCUUCCCGUCAUUCAGACUGUGGACAAUAGUCCACGAAAACAUGCAUUCCUUUCUGUCUUGCUUCAUUAACAUGCACCGUGUGAUUAUUGGAGAAAAUGACAAACACAUUCCACAAAUCUCAUUGGCAGUUCUUUGUGUCGGGAAAAAUACUUCUAUAAAGUUCCUCUUUCUGUGAACACUGUACUGUAGUGACUCGGUUACACUGGUUGGUUGUUAUUGUGACAUCUAUGUGCUGCCCAUGAAAAGACCAACUUAGUGGACUUUCAACCUCAGCUCUGCUUUGUUUAUGUGACAGAUUCAGACACCGACCUCAGUGUUUUAGAAGUCAAGUGUAGUGGGAUUAUUUUUUGUCAGUGUUCCUUUGCGUAAUAUGCAGAAAUCUGUACAAACAAAACAGGAACUGACAUGAAACGACACAAAGUAAUCACACAUUGACUUGACUAUUUAAAACCUUCUGGUGAUAAAAACUGGAGAUUGCUACAGAAACUGUUCAUGAUAGACCUUAAAGGCCUAGAUUGUGUGUGAAUAUGUGCCUCGUGUCUUUGGUCUUUUGGGUACCUGUCACUAUGGUUGUUCCUGCUUUGUUUCUUAUUGGGGGAGGGUUAUGAAAAGGACUCGGAACGUCCAAGACUUGCCUCUAACUUGGAUGAAUUGAAUAGUUGGGAUAUUGCUUCACUGUUAAUUUUAGCCUGUUUCUUGUUCCAGCUGUGCUUAUAUCCCUCUUAGCACUUCCACUUUUUUUUGUGUGUGUUUUUUCUCAGUUGCCCCUAUUCAGUAUAGUUAUCACAAAAUCAAGGACCAUUGAAUUGUCCAGUCUGAGCUGGUUUGAUCAGACAACUAUGAAAAAAGCUCCCCUUGAUGUUUUAGAUUAGUUUUCCAGCGGGAAGCUGAGACGGGUAACGGUUCAGUCUGUUGUUUGCCUUCAAUAUUUGUUACCACUGUAAAGACCUGAAAGUGCCAUAGAGGUGACCAUGGAAGUGUUUGUAGGGGACUGUUGUGAGAGUAGAUGUGUGUAGUAAAUGGAAGAGUCGAUAGGUGCCCAGAUUUAAAACCACUUGCUAUACUUUUGCACAAAUAUUCAAAGGACCCUGCUCCUAAAGUACUGUGUCAUGAAGACCUGCCAAUCCAUCCCACAAUACACCAGGCGGCAUUACUGGUCGGGGUUUGCUAGUAAGCAAUGUGCCCCGUUUUGACACUUUCCAUCUCGGUACGGGUAUUCACAUCUUCAGAAAUUAUGUCAAACCGAGAAGCUGUCUGUAGCUUUUUUUGAGUCGACGUGGCAUCUGGGAUGCAAUUUGAGCAGCGAGUCGUAGAAUAUUAGUGACAGGAAAUCUGCGAGAGUCCUAGAGAAAUGUGUGUCAAGUUAUACUGCCCUAUCUUGUAUAUCAGACUGCCACUCGAUGGAUUCUUUAUAGCACUGUUGGCACGAGAGCGAAGUUUGAAGAGUAGUAGUGAAUAGCGAUCCAAAGGGACAUUGUAGGUUGGAGAAAUGUGCAGUUGAAAGAUAGAUGUGUGUUUGUAAUUUAGGUUUAGAAAACUGAGUGAAGGCUGUGUAAAUAACAUGACCAUGUUUUCUUCUUUUAUUUGAUUUAAUUUUUUGUUUUGUGGUUGUGCUGAAGAGGGUAUUUGUGUGGGAGGUGGGUUUUAAAUGUUUCCCCUUGUCUGUGCUCCCCGCACCUUGCCAUAAUGCAUCAUGAGAAAAGCAGAACCUCUGUUAAUGUCGGAGAUAUUCGUGAUAUUCGUGUGAAUAUCGAGAAAGAAAAUCAAACAAACGAACCAGGAUGAAGCCUCAUGUUGGAGGUCUGCUCAGUAUUUUUGUUCAUUAUUCUUGCUUCAAGUAUCAAACAUUGAUUAUAAGAAAAAUUAAUAAAGAAUUUUUAAAAUGG